UUUACCGGUUGAAAUUUUCAAGAUGGCCUCUGUCGGACCAAGGCUAGGAAGGGAACUGUCUUUCACGGGUAGGAUUUGGAAAGCUUUCCAUGAGUGGUAUAUCUAUGCUUGUGGUUACAGACAACUUGGUCUUCGCAGGGGUGACUUGCUGAAUGAGGAUGACCCUGAUGUGAAAGAAGCUGUAAAACGUCUUUCCCCUGAAGAUUUCAACCUGAGACAGUUCCGUAUUAAGAGAGCUCUUGAUUUGACAAUGAAACAUACCAUUCUACCCAAAGAGCACUGGACAACAAGUGAAGAGGACACAAUGUAUAUUCAACCUCUCAUUGACCAGGUCAAGAAGGAGCGCAUUGAAAGAGAAAUGUGGGACCACAAGUGAACAUCAUCAGUGUGUUUGUGUGCAUCCUUGAAGGGAUUGUUAAUUCCUCCACAAAUUACUUUCAGCUGUGGAAAUUUUGUAGCUUUCAAACAAAUUGUGUUCAGGUUUAACUUGUAAGGGAAAUGUGAAGAAGAUUGUCAUAAUUUGAUUUACAUCACCUGUAAUAAAGAAUGAAUACUACUGUUAA
Pocillopora verrucosa is the source of this 563-nucleotide messenger RNA. RefSeq names its product cytochrome b-c1 complex subunit 7. NCBI's taxonomy places the organism in Eukaryota, Metazoa, Cnidaria, Anthozoa, Scleractinia, Pocilloporidae. Gene Ontology annotation, biological process: mitochondrial electron transport, ubiquinol to cytochrome c. The record is from RefSeq and is a predicted model, not a curated record.